This is a messenger RNA of Mercenaria mercenaria, 6417 nucleotides long. RefSeq lists its product as uncharacterized. The transcript is spliced from 14 exons. The record is from RefSeq and is a predicted model, not a curated record. Bases 96 to 5246 code for a protein of 1716 amino acids. NCBI's taxonomy places the organism in Eukaryota, Metazoa, Mollusca, Bivalvia, Venerida, Veneridae. Gene Ontology annotation, molecular function: protein binding. Gene Ontology annotation, biological process: signal transduction.
UUCCAGAACACAGACACCGAAUUUGGCACGAGCUUUGAGUAAGGGCGAGCACUCUCUCCAAGAAAAAUCGUACGGAUCGUACCUGUAAUUAUAAAAUGGAUUACUUAAAAGUACCAGAUAAUAAACAAAAUGAAACAUCUAAUCUCGAAAAGCCCUUAAUAACCCAGGGAAAGUUCUCAGGAAUUAGCAUGAUUCCAGAAGAGGAACCCGAAAACUAUUCUGAAGACGAAAUAAGUAUAGAUGUGCCAGAUGGGAGUUCAGUUUCAAGUGUAAUUUUAUAUGGAUCUGUGGAAUCACAUCCAACAGGAAGGGUUUGUAGUAUAUAUUCAUCUACAGAAACAUUAAACGAAAAGGACAUUGAAACAACAACUGACGAUGGAAAUUCAGCCUGUAGUGAACAGAGCCAUUAUGAAUCUAGUGAGACAGAAAAUGAAACAAUCAAUGAUAAACAUAUGAAUGUUGAAAAUAAUGAAUAUGUAUCUGCAGUUCGUAAACAUGUAAUGGCAGAAGGAGACGUUAACGGCGAAGCUGACAUUCAGAAGCAGCAAAUCAAUAAACAAAGCUUUAAAACAGUUGAUGCAAAUAAAGAAACGUUCAUUGAAGAGACAAUAAAUGAAAAAGAUGUUAUUUAUCAGAACAGUCAGGAAAAGCAAUCGAAUAAAAGUGACGCGAUUCAAAUAGAAAAUGAGAACAUAAAAGCUGAAAGUAAUAAAGAUGAAUACAGUGACGAUCAUGCAUUGUUUGAUAUAAACAGUCGAUCAAAUGACUCAGAUACGCAUGAUGGAUGUGAAAAUGCUGAGAGAAUACAUUCGGUGUCUUCAAAUGGGAGCAAACGUACUGAGUCUAGUGAAGGUAUAAGCAGAGAUUCUUUUUCGGAUGACCAUUGGGAAGAAAUUUCAAUUGACGACGAUGUGUUAAAUGAGAUGAUUGAAAAUAUAAAAGAAGCAGAUGCCGGAAAAGGUAUACAAGUAUCUAAAGAAAAUACAUGGGAACUAACGAGAAAACCAAUUACUGGUAGUUCACGUGAAGAAUUAUCACAAUCCAGAGAAAUUUCAGAAUAUGGUGCAGAAAUUGAGGUUAAUGGUAAAAAUGCAGACUCUGUAAGUUUUAAGAGCUUGAAAAAUACUGAUAACAGUGAAAAUUUUACCAACAUGUCCACACUGUCAAAAAGUAUGCCGUGUAUUUUGAUAACUCAAGACAGCGAUGAUGUCAAAACAGAAAGAAAUAUUGACAGUAAUGUCUGCGACAUGAAAGAAUGUAAAGGAGUCAAAGAAGGAACUGACAGGGACGUUUCUGUGUCAAAUGUUGUUCUGGAUUCAAAGUCCGUAUCAGUAACUCCAACAAUCGAAUUUCGUAUAGAUAAUGACGAGAAUAUCCAAGACAAUAUUGAAAUUCAGUCGGAUGCAAUGAAUGAAUCGGUACAUUUCCGCGAAAAUGUCAUGCAGCCUAUAUUUCUUACCAAGUUUAACAACCAUGCUGAGAAGGAAAUAAAUAGUGGAGAAAAUACGGAUGAAUUUACAACGACAGCCGAUAUUUCAGAAACGAGUGAGGGGAGAGGUUUGUCUCCAAAUAGUGAUCUGGAAUAUGACUAUAAUAAAAGACGAGGUUCUCAGGUGAAGAUAAAGCUAGAAGGGCGGAGACGCCAGCGUUUGUCUAUUAGUGAGAGUGAGCCACCAAAAUCACCAACAGAUUUAAAAUAUUCUGACGAUGAAAGAAACGAUGACAAUGUAGUAGUACCAAGAUGUGGGCCUCUUCUAAAUAAACGGGAAAAGAUGGAGAAACUUUCAUUCAGUGACAGAUCAGAAAAUCAAGAUAGUGUAUCUCCCAUCCGUGAAAUGACUAUCAAUACUAUUGUAGAUAUUUCUGAUACAAACACAGUUAAAAUGCAACCCAGCAGUCAAACUGAUAUCUCAAAGUCGUCCAAAAAUUCAAAUUCUCGAAAAAUUGAGAAUAUUAAUUCUUUAAAUGACGAACUAUUAGCCAUUUUUAACUCAUCUGCACCCUUGGAGAGCAGGCAACAGUUAUAUCGGCAGCCAUCAAACAGUAUGCAGUCGCAACCAAAACAAAAUGAGGAAGACUAUUUCAAAGGCUACAACCUUUUAAAAUCUUGUAAUCAAGCGCAUACGACACAAUCGUUCGUGACAGAUAUCAAUCAAAUGAUAGUAAAAACACGAAAACAAUCCGAAUGUGAUACAGGAAGAUCGCAACAAGAUUUUAACUAUGACACUGCAUCCAAUAAAUCCAAUAGAGACAAUAUAGAUGAUAACAAAAACAAUUGCAAACCCAAAUCACAUUUAUUGCCAAACCGUAAUGAAACCGGAAAUUGUCAAAUAAAAGCUUCUGAGAAAAGCGCAAUUGAACAUGAUACGCUUUCACAUAAAUGUGAACAGAAGCAAUUAUCUUUACGACAAAAUGGCAACAAAAACAAUGAAAUCAACGAGCCAGCCUCAUCGAUCGAACAGUUGCCGUCUCAGAACAAGCAAUAUAAAAUUAAAAGUUUAAGGAAGAGGCAAGCGUAUGACGAUCUAUUUGAAAGGGAAUCUCACAGUGUGUCGCCUGUUUGGAAACCUCCUCCUGCUCAAAUACAUUUAGAAACGACAGUGACGCGAGAUGUUCGUGCAAGAAAUCACUCGCUUGUUCCACCAAAAAGCGAUUUACGUUUAAAGACAUCCAAAGUUUGUUCAAAACAAGGGACAAGUGAGAAAGUGAGUUUGCAAACGUGUUUCAGUUCGGCGAAAGUUUAUUCCCAACAUAAUGUAAAAAACUCAAAAUUAGAAAAAAGCAAAGCCGAAAGUGGGAAUUUUGAAAUGUCUGCGCGAAUCCACAGAUCACGCGAUGAACAGAUGGAAAUAGCAGGGUUUGCUGACAGAGAAAUGUCCGCACGGCUACGAAGAACCCAAAGUUCACUGACUGAUACUGCAAGAUUAAAAAGUAUCCGGAAAUUGCUGAAACUGACUGAUGAAAAUGAGGACAAAACUGAACAAAAUACUGAUGAAGAGACCAAAUUAAUUAUUCAAGGAAUCAUUGAAGGCAUUGUAUCUAAUGUCUGUAGCCACAGAAUGAGAACAUUUCAAAAAGCUAUGGAAACGCACAGAUGCACCACAACUGAUGACAAUGGCGAUGAGCUUUUAUGCUGUUUAUUUCAAACCUCAUGCAGUAAUGUGGAUCCAUCCAAUUUUGAAUGUGACGUCAUUGAUCCAGUUGACGUUUGUCCAAUCACGAGAAAGCAUGAACAUCUGAUAAGUAAUAUUGUACGGAUAUCUUCCACUGUUUUCAAAAAAUUCAGUCCAAAGGAUGAACUAAUGGUAAACAUUCCUAUAGCACACUGGUAUGUAGAAAAGUGGCAGGAGUUAGUCAUACGGCAACAAGAUCAUAAUGGACAGUGGAAGGACGCCGAUAGAUAUACUGCAGAUAUUGUCAAAAUUGAUGACAUUAACAAGGUGUACUAUGGAGUACGUCACAUCCUGUCAGAGCCAUGCACACUUGCUGUUGUGACAAGACCACGCAUGACUUCCGUCGCCAUGGCAGCACAUAACCUUGAAGUAAACAGUGUAAUUGAUGACCGUGUCAAAAUGCACGUUUUUUCCUCUUUGGAACAAAAGUCAGUAAACAUGCAGGUAGUUCCUGUAAAUGAUUCUGUACUUGCCGAGUUCUGUGGAAAAGAAGAAAACAAGAAAGCCUGUGUUAUUGUUUCCUCCAGUCCUUUAGUACAGAUCUGUAUCGACGGAGAUCAGCCGGAAUCGUUAGCGUUUGAUGUACCUUACGUGUCAGUUUCCCCUCGACGACCGGAUAUUAAAACUUCAGCCAGCCGGAGUAGUUCUCAGUCAUUGUUGUCACCAUACCUGUCACCAGUGCAAUCUCCAAGACGACUUUCAGUGGCUUCGCCUUUUGUAACAGACUCGAACAAACGGGCCUUCCACCUUGCCCAGAUUGGCGAAGACGAAGAAGUCAAAGUUAAACUCCUUGGAAAUAACGACAGUAAAACCAUUGACAUUGUCACCGGUCAAAUCGAGGAAAACCACGAAACUGAUGAACAAGCUGUUCGAUUUUCUGUUUAUGAGAAGUCGGCAAGGCUAAUUUCAUUAGAGACAAAGGGAUCGCUUAAGUACAGUGAUGUUGAAAAUGUCACGAAGUCAUUCGUUAACUUCAUAGUGAAGCAUAAGGUCAUGCUCAGCAUUUCUCAAGAUCCGCGCAAUGUCUACUCAAUCCUUUUUACUGCCAUGGUGGACCACCCACAUAGAGAAAAGAAUCAUACCGCAAACCAAGCAUAUAAGUAUUUCACAACAAGUUACCGGAAAGAGCUUCAGAUUUACGAAGGUGAUGUGGUGGCUAUAUCAUUCCGUGGAAACGUCGAUAUCCCCGACAGAGAACAGUUGAUAUACAGUUUCCAUGGCUGCCGUGGCAUCAGGAAACAUUUUGAUAUACAAGUUUCUAACCCGAUGAGCCAACGGUCACUCCAAUCUUACCACGGAGCGUUACAGUUUUUCACACUGAAAACACCGAGGUAUUCCGGAUUAGAUAGAUCGCUGGCUCCCUGUGCCAAGAACGGAUGGGAACUUACAGCAGAAUUUCCUCUACUGUUACCAAAGUACUUGAAGUCAACGCCAGUCAUUAUCAACAAGGCCCCAGUCUCUCUGAGGUUCCAUGAACCACUUACCGUUGAUUUCAUUCGUACUAUAUGUUCUGAGUUGGUGAAUGAAUGGACACAGUUUGCAAAAGCUCUUGGUAUAAGCCAUGCUCGAGUGCAAGCCAUUAAACAGCAGCACCGUAACCAAGUGUCAGACAAGGUUCUUAUGGACGUCAUAAUCAACUGGAUGAAGACGCAAAGAAUUUCACAAGACAAGGUAACACCUUUGAUUAACGCCUUAAGGAUUUGUAACAGACACAAGCUAGCGUCAGAACUUGCUCACAGACUCUCUGCACAGAAAGUCAACAGGUCAAAAACAACAAGAGACAAGAGCUUGCAGAAGGCAUUUUCAGUGAUAUCUAAAAGUAGUUCGGUUAUCGCUAAAUGGCGUCAACUGUUACAUCAUCUUUGUCAAGAUGACGGUAACCAGGUGAUUGACGUUACCAAGGAAAUCGAUGAAAAGUACAAUGAUGAGGUUACUAAAUGCCAGAGCGCCCUGUUGCACUGGAAAACUACGGCACCGGCUCCUUCUGUCUGGACACUAGUUGAUGCAUUACGGGCUAAUAGAUGUAAUAUCGUUGCAGAUACUAUUGUGACCAUGGAAGCGAAAAGGAAAUAAUUCGUUGCAAGUUACACCGUCUGCAGGAUAUACGUAAUCCAGCUGAAUCAUCGUCUAAAGGAAUUAAAGCAUUUUCAGGAUACUACACAAAUAAUAUUGCAGAGACUUUCUGAGCUUAGAGAUUGAAAAUAUUUUGCUUUUAUAUAUGCUGGUUACAUUUAAUUUAUAAAUUUGUUUUCUCACAAACACGCCACAAAAUGCAGUAAAGUAUAGAUUAAUGCGCCUUUACCAGAAAACAGUGAUUUGGUCCGCAGAAAAUCCCAUGGAAGCUCAGCCGAUCAAAAUAUUUUUCAUGAAAUUCCGCGGGACUUUUGCAAUAUCACCACUAUUUUUCCUGGUUGUAUUCCUCUAAUAUUAUUAAGGUACCAAAGAUACGAGAGCUUUGAGAGAUGCUCAAAGCAAACAUAAUUUCUCAUCGCCCAGACAGGAUCAAAAUCCCACAGGAUCAAAACUUUUAUAGUUAAAUACAGACGGGGUCUUGUCGCCCAGUUUAAAUUUUACAAUGAAAUACUGUGGAGUUUAAUAUUUCUUUUCACAGUAGUUUGUCAGUCUGGGAUUCAAAUUUCACAGGACCUUUAAUAGUAUGAAAAUCCCAUAUUAAAGCUUUACUUUCAUAUACUAAGUAUUUUUAACUGUGAAGGGGUUGAUUUUUAAAAAACAACAUGGAACUGAAUGGGAAAACAGCGUGGACGAUUCCUGUUUGUCUGUAACAAAAAUAACUCUAUCACGUCACGGUGUUGGAAUCAGACGAGGGAGUAAAAGGUGUCUAAUAGUCCUACUUUGAAUUAAUUCUGUAGCGAGGAAAAAUUGCUGGCAGGAAAAUUUGGUUUGGUUCAACUCUAUGAAGUUCUGUUAUAUUUAACGUCCAGACAAAUGAAAAGAAGUCGAGGUGCCAUCAAAUGGACUGUAAAACGAAAAAUAUGUAAAAUAUGCAACAGUUAAUAUAUUGAAUACAUCUCUGUGUAGGAUAUUUCAUCCGAAACAUCCAUGUAUACGUAAUUCGACGUCUAUUACCCAUACUAAUUGGUUAACAACUUCCGACAUUAAGUGGUUGCUACUUAUUUUUCUAUUGAAAUGAUGUUUUUUUUAAAAACUGAAUUAUGUGCAAUAUUUUAAAUCUGUACAUUAGCUGUUAUGUUUCAUCUGUCAAUUAUAACUUUAAUUAAAUAUA